This is a messenger RNA of Diaporthe batatas, 1530 nucleotides long. RefSeq lists its product as uncharacterized. Bases 109 to 1323 code for a protein of 404 amino acids. The transcript has a single exon. Lineage: Eukaryota; Fungi; Ascomycota; Sordariomycetes; Diaporthales; Diaporthaceae. The record is from RefSeq and is a predicted model, not a curated record.
ACCCGAAGUGCAGCAUUACACCAUUCCUUAUUUGUCUGCAUUACAUGUCACCGGUACCAGCCGGAUCGUCACAACACCUCAUACUCUCCUUCAGCAAACGACUUCAAGAUGGAGGGACUUGUGUACGGUGUGGCGGCGAUGAUAGUGAAGGACAUGCUCAAGACACCAUACCUCAAAGGCCGAGACUACGAACGCAAUGUGCGUCAAGUUUACCGAGAUGUCGACAACCUUCAAAUCACAUUGGACCAGACCAAAUCCAACUGUGAGGGCCAGUCCCUGAGCAAGCCUCAUGCCGACUUUGUUAAGCGAGCCGAGAAGCAAAAACGAGAUUCCUAUCGCAUUUUGCGGAAGAACUACCCGCGUUAUGCCUCCAAGUCGCAGCUCCUCGAAUAUGCUUCAACGCCAGGGGCCGAGAUGAACCUGCUGGACAUAGGGAAGGAGGCCAACCAGACAGCCAAAGGUCUGAACGACCUACUCGCGGAGAUUCGCUUCGCCAAGAUAGGAGGAGGUGACAAGGAGGAUGACAAGGAGAAGGAGAAUGAGGGUGGAGGCAAGCAGAAAGAGAAGUCACCAACACGGCCUUCUCUUGACCUGUCCAAAGUCCAGUCCGCCGACGCACCAUCGAGGGGUUCGAGCAGCCCCCGGAGUAUGUCGAGCCGUCAUGGCAGCGUGUUCAGCCCCAUCCCAAUCCAGCCAAUUGGAAUAUACAGCCCACCCAGCAGCACCUCGAGCUUUGGAGACCCCACGAGGAGGCGCUCGACGUCGUCAUCCAAGCGGAGGAGCCAGAGCAGCCAAAGGCACCUCGGCCACCACAAGCAAGAACUCCUCACGCCGUCUUCAUGGCCAAAGACCAACCCCUUCGAGACGAUAAUGGAGACAGGCCGCGAGCGCGAACAGGCCCUGGACAACCUGCAGCACGGCAUCGACCAGGUCCUCGGGGCCGUCGACCAGGAGCACGAGUACGAGGCCAUGACGUACCUGGAGCACGCGCUCAAGGAGGUCCUGCGGCUGCAGCGGGCACAGGGGUUCUCGGGGUCCCAGAUGGGCGAGGACCUCGGCGACGCCGUCGACGAGCUCGACCUGGCCAUGCGCAACCUCGUCGCCGCCAAGACGGACAAGCAGAAGGACCGCGCGCUCAAGGCGCUCAGCUUCGCGCUCGAGGGCGUCGAUAUCGCCCUGUACGCGCGCCGGAAGCGCAAGGAGCAGUCAGGGCGGCACCAUCACGCCAGCCCCGUGCGUGUCAGCAGCAAGCGUCACGGGAAGGGCAGUUCGGAGAGGAGCAGGAGCAGGCGAUAUUCGAUGCAGUCUGAAUACCCAGAAUAAACCAGAUCAUGAAGCGUUUGUAUUAUUGGAGUAAAGCAUGCUGUACUGUAUGUGUAGCACUAUGGGAUAGGAUGGCAUGGAAAGGCGUUCUAUUACGAUGAUGAAUAUUUCUUUUAUCUCAUUCUACCUGUCCCAUCACGUUUGUCUCAGUUACAGAGAUGGGGCUUGAUGAACAAGAAUGAACGACCUGAGCAGAUAUGGUUCAAA